Messenger RNA from Ectocarpus sp. CCAP 1310/34, 505 nucleotides. Lineage: Eukaryota; Phaeophyceae; Ectocarpales; Ectocarpaceae. The record is from the annotation of a GenBank genome assembly.
ACGGAAGCGGGGGGGGGAGGAGGAGACACCCCUUGACCGAGUUCGGAGGGCAGUAUGGGGGAUGCUGUAUGCCGAUCGAUGAUGCCGGCGUCGUAUCGAGGUCUGCAGAAGAACUGGCGAGAUUGAUGGCCAUCAUCGUUGAGGUGUUCGGGGAGUUCGGGCUCAUGGUGUCGGGGAAGAAGACGGAGACGCUCCUGAUGCGCGCGAAGGACAAGCCGACUACAACAUCACAGCCCCCCCCGCCUCCACCGCUGACCAUCGAAGCCGCGGGACAGAAAUACGCCCAGACGACCGAGUUCCGGUACCCCGGUGGCCUCGUCAACGAACAUACAUGGCGACCUCACCCGGGAGAUAACUACAGGAGCAGAGGAGCGUGGGCGUGCCUCAGGUGAUAUGGCCGGAGCUCUUCGACAGACCGAAAGCGCCAUUCCGACUCAAGAUCUGCCUGCUCCAGGCGGAGGCGAUGGAGGCACUGCUGUACGGCUGCAUGACAUGGUCACCACUC